AACUGUCGUCUGUUUGACGCGAAACGUGGUUGAGUUCGUUAGCAACGCCGGCAGAAGAGAGAACAUUGAGUGGAACUAGUGUCGUCUGAGUCAUUCGUUCGAAGCACACGAUCUGUAAUUCAAUUUAUUGUUGUUCUGUUAGUUUACUUUUGCCUUGAGUGAAAGGAAAGAACAGCGCAACAUAAGACUCACGAAGACCAAACAACUUGUAUUGAAUUUAUUGUCUUGGUUUGGUGAAGAGAAGAUAAAGAUCGCUUCUAACGAUGGCUAACAUUUGGAUCCAUGUGUCUCUGGUUGCUCUCUGCCUCGCGUUCACAGUCAUGGCACAAACACACUCGAACUCAGCUUGUCUGGACGACAACAAGGACUGCCCUAAGUGGGCGCUCAGCGGCGAGUGCUACCACAACGCUGGCUUCAUGUUCGUCCACUGCCCCCGUACCUGCGGCCAGUGCGGCUACAACGAUCCUAACUGCCACAACGCGAACUUCAUGUGCGCGGGCUGGGCAAAGGCAGGAGAGUGUCGCAGGAACAAACCCUACAUGGCCAAAACGUGCGCCCGAGCAUGUGGCUUCUGUGUCCCCGCUAAAGACCACAGCGUCCCUCACAUUCGCCCCAACGUCGUGACGCGCUUCUGGGACAACUGGAGCGUCGGAACAAAAGCUCAUCCUAAUAACGUUUAAUUCUUCUGCUUCCAUCAAUUAUUCAUCUCGUAAUUAAUAAUAAGUCAUGUCGCUCAAACACAUUCCAAUCGUUAUUUCGUUCAUCACUCAUCGUGUGUCAUGAUCAUCGUCAAUCGUCAUAAUUAUCAAUCUCGUCAUACAUCAUACAUGCUGUAAUGAACCUAACUACCGAAUCGCGAUAUUAUCGAGUGCCUGGCGUUUUACUAAUUCUUGAUGUGAAUAUUGAUUCCCGGUUUUCAAAGCGGUCAAAGCUUAGGCAUGUACCACCGUUAGCCUUUACUUUAUGUGACACCAUCUAUGAAAGUUUUUAAUAAAAAUAUUGGAUAAUAUUGCAGAACUGGCUAUUAUAAAUUUGAUACUGAUUAAAGUUAUUUAGCAUCUUUCGUACGAUGCCAAAUGUUAUGCGAUAUAAAACAAAUCAGCUGAUAAUUACAUACUCAAAUUAAGUUAUUUAAAAUCACUACAAUGAAAGGAUUAAUUUCUUUCCGUAUUGACAUAACCGUGUGUAAGUUUCGUCAGCAACCAAAGUAUAAACAUCACAUAGAAGGCUGAAUUUUCAUCGUUACAUACUUUCAGAAUUCAUGUAACCCUAAAUCGUGUGAAAUUCUAUUCGGCAACAUCAAUCGUCGAGCUAAACGUGUUGCUCUCUUGCGCGUGACAAACGAAUGCGUCUCGAGGAAGCGAGAUCUGAACUCGAACUCGUGACCCAAAGAACCAGCAGCUCCGCGCAUCACGGUAGGCUAAUAUCCACGCGGGUUCCUCGUAAAUUUGUGCGCCUAAAAUUGGAAUACUCAUUAGAAUAAGAUUUGUUACUUUUUCAUAAGGUUCAAAGCUCAAAUUGAUAAGGUCUUUCAAUGUUUCUAAUAAGUUCUUACAAUUCAGUGCCAAAAUACUUGAGUUUGUUGGUAAAUGAUAAUGCAUAUAGAUAACGUUCCGUGCACCAUGAUUAAAAUUAGUUCAAUCAUGGCGCGCACCACUUGCUCACAAUCAUUUAAAAUAUGUACUACCAUAAAUAAGUUUGUCCUCCAUAAUUACGCGAAUAUAAAUUUAGCUUGAAAUUGGAAACUAAUUAUUCAAAGUUCAAACAACAAUCACCUUAACGAACAGUUCGAAAAUUUAUUUAAUCCUGUGCGCUGAUUAAAACCGUCUGCAUGCAAUUAUUUUAUGCCUCAGAUGAAUAUUUUUAUUCAGCGUAGACGUGCCACACAAGAACAGCCAGAAGAUAAAACUUGCACGCCUCUGGUGCGGCAUUGCAAAUUUAAGAGAUCUAUUAUAUUAAUACACUUUUUGUUUAAAAUAUAUCAUGUAUUCUGAUCGUUCAAAGAAAAGGGAAACGAAGCACUAGAGAACGCACUGCUAGAGGCAUAAUUUACUCUCAGUUAACAGCUUUCUGCUACAUUUUUAGUUAGCUGUAUCAUACUUUAGACAUACUAAAGUCUAGUUAGAUCUUGUGUUCCAAGUGUUCGGAAUAUAAGAUAUUACUAGACUUUCUUUCUGUUCGGGCUCCCGAAGAGGCAUUAUCUUCUUAAUGUAAGCGCUGUUCUCAAGUCCACAAUUCAAAAAGCCUGUUGAGACACCGAGAAUAUUUCCGAUUGCUUGUUUGAUAAGAAGUUUAGUGUCAAUCGACUACCUAGGCAAAGUUAGCAUUCAUUUAUUUAUACCGGAAAUAGAGGCUACGUUCCUGCCAAUUCGAUACUUAUAUAUCUGAUAAGUGUUGAAAAAUUGUUAUUUUUACGACCACUCAGCGGUCAUGGACUCUUGAGAUACUGCACAGUAUUGAAUAUGUAGUUCAGAGACGGCGGUACAAGAUUAGAUCCAUGAAUACUAAAACAAUUUGAUUGAUGAAAAUUUUAUUUACUGUCCCGCAAUGAGCAAGAAAUAAAUUAU
Hyalella azteca is the source of this 2567-nucleotide messenger RNA. RefSeq names its product putative tyrosinase-like protein tyr-3. The transcript is spliced from 4 exons. Bases 264 to 680 code for a protein of 138 amino acids. NCBI's taxonomy places the organism in Eukaryota, Metazoa, Arthropoda, Malacostraca, Amphipoda, Hyalellidae. The record is from RefSeq and is a predicted model, not a curated record.